Molecule: messenger RNA, 1296 nt
Organism: Nematolebias whitei (Rio pearlfish)
Lineage: Eukaryota; Metazoa; Chordata; Actinopteri; Cyprinodontiformes; Rivulidae
Gene: dmrt2b
Product: doublesex and mab-3 related transcription factor 2b
Exons: 3
Coding region: 1-1296 (431 amino acids)
Biological process (GO): regulation of transcription by RNA polymerase II; sex differentiation
Cellular component (GO): nucleus
Molecular function (GO): RNA polymerase II cis-regulatory region sequence-specific DNA binding; DNA-binding transcription factor activity, RNA polymerase II-specific
Source: RefSeq, a predicted model, not a curated record
AUGUCCCUUCAGAUGGGAGGCCCGCAGCUGGAGACAACAACAAAAGUAAAGUCUGAGAAAGUUUGUGACAUGAUGCGUCCUGACGGCUGCUCCGGAGACCAAGGAGGGGAGAACAAAGUGGCCUUGUCCCCUGGGGGCCACCAGCAGAAAGCGCGCAAGAUGACCCGCAGCCCCAAAUGUGCCCGCUGUCGAAACCACGGCGUCGUGUCGUGUUUGAAGGGCCACAAGCGCUUCUGCCGCUGGAGGGACUGCCGCUGCGCGUGCUGCCUGCUGGUGGUGGAGCGGCAGCGCGUCAUGGCGGCGCAGGUCGCGCUCCGGCGGCAGCAGGCUGCGGAGGGGAGGAGAGCGCAGGGACAGGGCAAAAGGGGGGUCAAGUGUUCAGCUCCACUGAGGAGAACAGCCUAUCGGUGUUUUAGCAGAGCAGCCGAGUCAAGCAUCGUGGCUAAGAGUCUCCCGCAGGGGUUUAAACCUCAGAUGUCUCCAGACUAUGGCGCAUCCAGCUGGUCAAAGCAGCCGCAGCGUCACCAAACGCACUUCCCGUGCCCCUCAAUCAGCGCUCGCAUGAGGAAGAGACGAGCUUUUGCAGACAAGGAGCUGGAGAAUGUGAUGCUGGAGCAUGAGCUGAGGCAGCGAGAGCUGAAGAACGACUUCUCUGCUCUCAUCCCUUUACUUCACCCCCCACCUCUGCCCGUCUCCCCUGGCCUCCAAUGCUGCAACAAGGACUCGUCCUCUGCAGGGACAUCCAGCUGCGUGCCCGUAUAUAAAUAUAAGCCUCUUUGUGAGUGCGGCCUCCAGUUUUAUGAGCUCUUCCACCUAAGGAGCAGGUCCUCCACAGGAGGUGACUAUAAUGACAUUUUGUUAUGCCAAAGCCAUGUGCAACAUGUAGAGGAUAAAGAAGUGCAGAAUAGCUGGAAACACUGUGGGAAGAAACACCAGACGGAGCUCAUACCUCUGCCGUCACAACAAAGAGUCAAAAAUGAUGUCAACACGUUGCCACAUGUGGGGUUUGUCAAACCAAGCUCCAAACAGACAGAAAUGAUGGAUUCAGAAGGCUAUUCAGACACCACAGCCUCUAUUUUAAGAUCAGACCAGAGCGUUCUGACUGAGUCAGACAUACUUGCACAUAACAGGACUUUUGAGGCCAGAACUGUGGCAGCUCAGGGUUGGACUGCAGACCCUCGAUCCAGCCAGUCAAGUCCUCAUGCAGACUCUGAGGAGAGUCCUCAAAGCAGCUCAGUAAGGACCCCUGCUGUGAGGCCCCUGCCUUUCUCUGUAGAGGCUCUGCUGAGAGCCUGA